UCCCAGCUUCGCCGCUGUCAAAAGCAUGUCAGAAGAGUAAAAGAAUCUCGAAAAGCUUAAAAGAAGGCGCAAAACUUGUGUGCGCUGGGUGGAUGUGCUUCGCGUAUUUAUUUAUCAUUCGAUUUAAGUAUUAAUAAUACAAUUAAACCCAGGUUCAGCUUACAAUGACUACCUCAAGUGAAGAUGUACUACUUCAAGUUCCACAAGUUAAAUUCAAGAAAGGUGAUGGUACAUUGUUCCUAAUGGAUUCACGGCUUGCGUGGAUGGUGGAAAAUAAGGAUACAGUUGCUGUUUCACAUUUGUAUGCAGACAUCAAAACUCAAAAAAUCUCUCCGGAGGGCAAAUCAAAAGUUCAAUUGCAAGUAGUACUACAUUCUGGUUUAUCUUCCACAUUUCAUUUUACUAAUAAAUCUGGGCCAACAGCACAAGCUGCUGACAGAGACCGAGUUAAAGAAUUGUUACAAACAUUACUGCCAAAGUUUAAACGAAAAGUGGACCGUGAAUUAGAAGAGAAAAAUAAGCUUUUGUCUUCAAACCCUGCCUUAUUACAACUUUAUAAAGAUUUAGUGAUGACCGAAGUAGUUACAUCUGAAGAAUUUUGGGCACAACAUGCAUCUCAGUAUAUGCAACAGAAAAAUUCACACAUACAAGAAAUUGGUGUGUCUGGUGCGUUGGCUGAUAUCAAACCACAAACCGAUGGCUGCAAUGGUCUCAAGUAUAACAUUACAGCUGAUAUUAUUGACUGCAUAUUUAAGACUUAUCCAGCCGUAAAAAAGAAGUACAUGGAACAUGUGCCUGCCAAAAUGUCAGAAUCACAGUUUUGGACCAAGUUUUUUCAAUCACAUUACUUCCAUCGUGAUCGAAAAUACGUUGAGAGCAAAGAUGUGUUUACCGAAUGUGGAAGGAUUGAUGACCAGGAAAUGAAGAAAGAUUUAAUGUUAGGUGUCGAUGAUCCAUUGGUGAAUAUUACUUCCUUUGAUGAUAAAUUCAUUGAUGAAGGCUAUGGCAAUCAAGCAGAGAAGAGUACAACCACUGCAAGUAUGGGUGGCACUGUUAGCCAAGCCAUGAUUAAACGUUUCAAUUACCAUUCCAUCAUGGUCUUGAAGGCCAGUAACAAAAGUAACGUUGAAGUAAACGGUAUAGACAAGGUACAACAAAAUGGACAGAAUGGGCAGAAUUCCUUUAGUGGUGCAGAUACAUCCAAAGCUGAUAGUGUAGAACAUGUAAACAAAAAGCAGAGGAUCAGGGAGAAACUUGUUUAUGAAGAUUUGGAUUCGAGUGCUGACAAUAAUAAUACGAAUUCGGCUACUUUAAACUUAUCAAAGGUCGAACGAUAUUUACAUGGUCCAAUGCCUGGUACAGCCACUGAACAACUAUCAUCUAACGAAAUUGCAUCUGUAUCGCGAAAUAUGCACCAAGAACUGAAACAGUGGCGCAGUCGGAUGCCUACCGCCUCGUUGAUGGGUGCGUGUGCCGCUGUUGGUGCGCUCGGAGAAUUAUCACCAGGUGGAGCCUUAAUGAGAGGUUUUAAAGAGCAAUCCCUUGCACAAUUGGUGCCUUCUGAAAUCGAAAAAGAAGUUCGAAAUCUGUAUUUAGGCUUAUGCGAAUUGUUAAGCCAUUUUUGGAAAUGUUUUCCUGCUAACAAUCCGAGCACAGAGCAGAAACUUAUCAAAAUGCACGAAGCUUUACAUCGAUAUCAAGCAGCCCGAUUGAAACCUUUCGAAGACAAACUAAUCAGAGAGCUUGUACCAUUGUCUCACCAUCUCACAAAACAUUUAAAUCAACUUCUAAAUGCUGCCUACCAAAAAUUUAACCAAUGGCAGAAGAUGAAAAUGAAUCAACGGUAGCAGUGAAUUGCGCAUCAAAUGCAAAUUUCUAUGUUUUUCAAUAAAGUUGUUUGUUUUUUUAUAACAUAAUUAAA
This is a messenger RNA of Dalotia coriaria, 1921 nucleotides long. It is a transcript of the gene Tfb1, whose product is annotated as transcription factor B1. The record is from RefSeq and is a predicted model, not a curated record. NCBI's taxonomy places the organism in Eukaryota, Metazoa, Arthropoda, Insecta, Coleoptera, Staphylinidae. Gene Ontology annotation, biological process: nucleotide-excision repair; transcription by RNA polymerase II; transcription by RNA polymerase I. Gene Ontology annotation, cellular component: transcription factor TFIIH core complex; transcription factor TFIIH holo complex.